AUGACUAGUCCAAAUCAUGCUGUCAACGUCUCCGGAGAUCCUCACUCUCAAGACAACAACAUCAAGGCCCCGUCCUUUGAAAUCAGUUCUCCUAAAGAUGAGCCGACUGACUUGGUGGAACCUGAAGACACCAGCAGAAACAUCGGCAUCUGGGAGGCUCUCACCGGUCGAAACAAGCCUGCUGAUCUCGACGCCAUUGCCACUGAGCGGAGUGUCUUUGACGAUCCUCACCUGGCACAAUUCUAUCAGCCGCCGCCAGAUUAUGAGAAUGUUCAUCGAUUUGACCCCAGCGAAAGAUGGACUUAUCGCGAGGAGUACGCCGUCCGACGCAAGACAGAUUUGAAGAUCUUUGUCUGGAUCCUCGUUAUGUUCUUUGGCCUCAAUAUCGACCGGGGUAAUCUUGGUAAUGCAGCAGCUGAUAAUCUACUCGAUGAUCUGAAGCUCAAUACCAACGAUUUCAACAACGCGCAGAACAUGUAUCGCAUCGGUUUCCUUAUCGCCGAAAUACCAUCACAGAUGAUUGGCAAACGCCUUGGUCCCGAUCGCUGGAUCCCUGUUCAGAUCAUCCUCUGGAGUCUUGCAUCGGGUGGACAAUUCUUCAUGCACAACCGUGCAGGGUUUUUUGCUUGUCGAUUCUUUAUUGGGUUUUUUAUGGGCGGCUUUAUCCCCGAUUCCAUUCUUUACCUCUCAUAUUUCUACAAGAAGACCGAGAUGCCCAUCCGUCUCGCCCUUUUCUGGUUCGUUGACUCCAUGUCUGGCGUCGUCGCUUCUUUCAUGGCGUACGGUAUCCUACACAUGCGUGGCGUCGCUGGUAGAGAAGGUUGGCGUUGGUUGUUCCUCUUAGAGGCUUUAAUUAGCCUGGUCGUCGGCGCUCUCAGUUUCCUCUUCCUUGUUCCCGGACCUACGCAGACCAAGACGUGGUGGAAUCCCUCUGGCUACUUCACCGAACGCGAGGAGAAGAUCAUUGUCAAUCGGGUCCUGCGCGAUGAUCCGUCUAAGAGCGGUAUGCAUAACCGAGAACCGAUCACAUUGGGAAUGCUUUGGAAGAGUCUGAAAGACUACGACCUCUGGCCCGUAUAUGCCAUUGGUAUACUGUUCGAGAUUCCCACCGCACCUCCUAAGACAUACCUUACUUUAUCUCUGAAAGCCCUCGGCUUCAGUACAUUCAACACAACACUUUUGGUCAUUCCUGCUACGGUUUUUGCCGCUAUCAAUAUGCUCUGGAUUACUUUUCUUACAGAAAGAUUCCACCAGAUUGCGUUGUUUGGUUUACUCACCCAACUUUGGGUCCUUCCCUUGCUCAUCAUUGAGUAUACCUCAGUGCAAAAUUUGUCGCACUGGGCUCAAUACGCUGUAGCUUUCCUCAUCAUUGGUCAACCCUCCGUCCAUGCAGCCCAAGUCGGAUGGUGCUCUCGACUCUCGAACUCAGUACGCACUCGAGCCAUUAGUGCUGCCCUUUACAACAUCACCAUUCAAUUAUCAGGUAUUGCGUCAUCCAACAUCUACAGAGAAGAUGACAAGCCACUAUACCAUCGUGGAAAUAAGAAUCUGAUUGGUAUUACGGUGGGGACUAUUUUUGUAUAUGCUUUUGCUAAAGGCUAUUACACCUAUCGGAACAAGUCAAAGAGGAGCAAGUGGGAUAAUAUGUCUGGUCACGAGAAAGCAAGUUACCUUAAUACUACUAACGAUCAAGGUAAUAAGCGAUUGGACUUUCUCUUUGAUAGUUAG
Messenger RNA from Fusarium sp. VM40, 1728 nucleotides. Lineage: Eukaryota; Fungi; Ascomycota; Sordariomycetes; Hypocreales; Nectriaceae. The record is from the annotation of a GenBank genome assembly.